Molecule: messenger RNA, 3153 nt
Organism: Scomber japonicus (chub mackerel)
Lineage: Eukaryota; Metazoa; Chordata; Actinopteri; Scombriformes; Scombridae
Product: rap1 GTPase-activating protein 1-like
Exons: 26
Coding region: 1-3153 (1050 amino acids)
Biological process (GO): activation of GTPase activity; regulation of small GTPase mediated signal transduction
Cellular component (GO): cytoplasm
Molecular function (GO): GTPase activator activity
Source: RefSeq, a predicted model, not a curated record
AUGCUACCCAGCAAACCUCCACACGUGGGGCAAAACAGAGUCACCAACAUGCCCACGGUGCUCAAGGUGUGGAACACUCAAGCACACAUUGAGUGGCUGCCCAAAAGCCCCAGCAGAUGGGAGAUAUCGCUUUGCCACAAUCAGAUUGUGAAGGACCUUUCUCAAACCAUCAACAGAGGUCUUGACAUGAACAGACACACCUCUUCCAAGCUCAUCAACCUUGUCAGAGCUGGGGAACAAACACCUGCCACUAGGAAAUCUGCAGGGAUACUGGCCUCAGUUAAAGUCUGGAAGAUGUCUUUUGACCUAUGCCAACAGAACCACAUCAUCUGCAAAAAGCUGAGAGACAAUUCUGAAGUCUCCAAACGCCGACUGUGUCUUGAGAUUCUGUCCAUUAAAAUCUUAAACAGAAACAUUUACAAGGGACAACCCUGUCGGAGCCCAACCCCCAUCGAGAAUGAGUCUCACUUACUGCCGAGAAUACAGACACAGCCUUCACUGCAGUUCUUUUGGACCGAAUGGCUCGCAGCAACGGACCUGGUAACCCAUACCCAUGCAGCACCACCCACAGGGCACCUCAAAGGACACGAUUGUGAGCCUUCUCCAACUCAACGAACCACAUGUAGACUGGAUGUGCAAACUCCCAUGACCCCUCAACGCAACAAUGUCCUGAGCCUUCAGCAUGUCAGGGUGAAUCUCAUCGCCUUCUGGCACCUUGCCACUGAGGAGCUUUAUGACUACGUCUGCCAGAUCUCUGUCAGGGAUAUGAGCAAGGCCUCCCUCAAGUUGUCCAACUCUGCUUCCUCCAAAGAAGGCAUGUUGUUCGGGUUUAGGGGAUCCUCAAACUCCACCCCACUGGCAGUUCAGAGGCUUCAAACAGACAAGAAGGUGUUUGUACCUGCAUGCGUCAUGCUCGCUUUCUGCCUCUUGGAGCUCAGCUAUGUUCAGGUGUAUGUUGCUCUCCCUGAGACCUCGGACCUGUUUGCCAUGAUCGAGAGGAUGCAGAGUUGCAGAAUGGAUGAGCAAAGAUGCCCCCUCCCUCCCCCCCUCAAAACAGAAGAGGACUACAUCCCUUAUCCCAGCGUUCAUGAGGUUCUGGGUCGUCGUAGCCCUUUUCCACUCAUCCUGUUGCCCCAGUUUGGAGGUUACUGGAUUGAGGGGACCAAUCAUGAGCCUAAAGAUCCACCAGAGGCAGAUCAACCUCCCUGUCCUACCUCCCACAUCAAAUUGGAAACAAAUAGCACGGCCAAGAUCUACAGGAAACAGUUCAUGGGCAAGGAACACUUUAAUUAUUACACCAUGGAUGCUGCCCUGGGCCACUUGGUCUUCUCCAUGAAGUAUGAUGUCAUUGGGGAUCAAGAACAUCUGCGCUUGAUGCUUCGCAACAAGUUAAAAACCUACCAUGAUGUGAUCCCCAUCUCCUGCCUUACCGAGUUCCCCAAUGUGGUUCAGAUGGCCAAGCUUGUUUGUGAAGAGGUAAACGUGGACAGGUUUUACCCUGUCCUCUACCCAAAGGCAUCAAGGCUAAUUGUCACCUUUGAUGAGCAUGUGAUCAGCAAUAACUUCAAGUUUGGGGUUAUUUAUCAAAAGUUUGGCCAGACAGCAGAGGAGGAGCUGUUCGGCAACAUGGAAGAAAGUACUGCCUUUGUCGAGUUCUUGGAGUUUCUGGGCCACAAGAUUGAACUUCAUGACUUUAAAGGGUUUCGGGGUGGGCUGGACGUCACACACGGGCAGACGGGGACAGAAUCUGUCUACACAAGUUUCCAUAACAAGGAGAUUAUGUUCCAUGUGUCCACCAAGCUGCCUUACACAGAGGGAGACUCGCAGCAGCUGCAGAGGAAGAGGCACAUAGGCAACGACAUUGUAGCCAUCGUGUUCCAGGAAGAUAACACGCCCUUUGUACCAGACAUGAUCCAGUCCAACUUCCUGCAUGCGUAUGUCGUGGUUCAGGUGGAGGAUUCUUGCACAGACAAUGUCACCUACAAGGUGUCUGUGACAGCGAGGGAUGAUGUACCUUUCUUUGGGCCUGCUCUGCCUGACCCUGCCAUCUUCAAAAAGGGCCCAGAGUUUCGAGAGUUCCUCUUCACCAAGCUCAUCAAUGCAGAGUACGCCUGUUACAAAGCUGAGAAGUUUGCUAAGCUGGAGGAGCGCACACGUUCAGCCCUGUUGGAGACUUUGUAUGAGGAGCUGCACAUCAACAGCCAGUCCAUGAUGGGUAUGGGUGGAGACGAAGAUAAGCUAGAGAAUGGGGGUGGAGGAGGAGGAGGAGGCUUCUUUGAAUCCUUUAAGCGGGUCAUCCGCAGCAGAAGCCAGUCUAUGGACGCCAUGGGCCUCAGUAACAAGAAGUCAAACACAGUCUCCACUAGUCACAGUGGCAGCUUUACCCACAAUCCCGCAGAGAGCCCCAAAACCCCAGGGAUUUCAUUGCUUGUCCCAGGGAAAAGUCCCAGUAAAUAUGGACGACGAGGCAGUGCCAUAGGGAUAGGAACCAUAGAAGAGUCAUUGAUAAUUCCUGGAAAAAGCCCAACCAGGAAAAAGUCUGGGCCCUUCGGCUCCCGUCGCAGCAGUGCCAUUGGCAUCGAGAACAUCCAGGAGGUCCAAGAGAGGAGCCGGGAGGUGUCACCCAGCACCCAGAGGACACCGGACAGCAGCUUCUUGUCGCAGGAAAACAAAACAGAGAAUUCAUCCAAUCAUAGUUCUCCAGAGUUUGCUGCUACUAAGAACAGGGCGCCGUCUAUCCCUGAGGCUCAGGACCUUUCCCGCUCUUCCUCCAACGCCAGCAGCUUUGCCAGCGUUGUAGAGGAGCACGAGACCGAGCAUGAGGCAGACGAGGACUACGACACUGGACUGGAAAGUGCGUCCUGUGUUACGCCACUCAAGAAAGAGUCAUUUUUGUACAGCUCUGGGGUAGAAGACAGCACAUGCAGUACCAGCCAAGGAAGUUUUUCAGCUUCUCGUCUUGAGCAGCAACCCGACGGAGUGAAGGCAUCAGAGCCAAAAGCGACAGACAGCCGGCCCAAGACAGAGCGCCCCCCGCAGGAGCACAAGUUCUCAACGCAUUCCCUUCAGAGGCAUCUCUUGCCAAAAAUGAGCCAAGGGCAUGUGAACUCAAACACAGACGCAGAACAGGAGCAGGAGUUAAAAGCCAGAUGA